UGUACCGGAGACACACCAAACGCAGGAAACAAAUAUCUUGCGUGUUCAACAUACGCGCUGCGCCAAUAAACCUGAUUCUGAUUCCAAAGUGCGACUUCCGAGUCUCGCGAGAAGCUGCUUAUUUACGAUGUUAUUAUAAACUAGUAUUAUAAAACCCUGCAGCGACUACUGGAUAUUUGUAAAUAUAUUACAUUUCGGGGUAUAAUUUUUUGAAGGAAAAAAAAGAAAAACUGAUUAUGCAAAUAUGCCCUGCUCUGAAGUUACAACGCUGGAAAAUGAAUCGACUUCCCCGGCGAAACGCGGCAGGACGGAGGAUGCAGCCGGAGGGAGAUUCGUGCUGAAAUUCGCCCGGUUGUCCGAAAACGCCACAAUCCCGACGAGAGGCUCCACCAGAGCUGCCGGUUACGACCUUUACAGCGCCUAUGAAUAUGCCCUGGCGCCGAUGGACAAAGCGUUGGUGAAAACGGACAUCCAGAUCGCCGUCCCCCCGGGCUGUUACGGUCGGGUCGCUCCGCGCUCUGGUUUGGCGGCGAAAAACUUUAUAGAUGUCGGAGCCGGCGUGGUGGACGAGGACUACAGGGGAAAUGUCGGCAUCGUGCUCUUCAAUUUCGGGAAGGAGACCUUUCAAGUGAAGAAAGGCGACCGUGUAGCACAGCUGAUCUGUGAGAGAAUCUGCUACCCGGAGCUAGAGGAACAUGAGAGCCUGGACGAAACUGCGAGGGGGGCCGGUGGCUUUGGAUCGACGGGUAGAAACUGAAAGUGUGUUUUUUUUUACCUGCACAUACUUGAAUUGUUUUAAAUGUGUAUUAUGGAUUGUUGUGAGUUGCGCCACAUUUUGAAGGUCUUACUUGGUGCUGUUUUCAUUGAGAAUUGCAAUAAAGUUUCAGGGAAACGCA
Brienomyrus brachyistius is the source of this 896-nucleotide messenger RNA. Its product is annotated as deoxyuridine 5'-triphosphate nucleotidohydrolase, mitochondrial-like. Gene Ontology annotation, biological process: dUTP catabolic process; dUMP biosynthetic process. The transcript has 7 exons. Gene Ontology annotation, molecular function: dUTP diphosphatase activity; magnesium ion binding. The record is from RefSeq and is a predicted model, not a curated record. The coding region runs from base 245 to 757 and encodes 170 amino acids. Lineage: Eukaryota; Metazoa; Chordata; Actinopteri; Osteoglossiformes; Mormyridae.